UCCAAAUUUCGCGGUUCUCACAGCCUUUGGCUUGGAGUCGGAUAUCAUCCGUAAUUUACUUGAGAUCGCCGGUUGUCGGCGUUGUUUCUACGGCGCCUUCUCCAGUCUCGCUUGAAGAUGCAGCUUCAUUCUCUCCUCUGAACUUCGCGUACACGUCGCUCUUGUAAAACUCCUUCGUGCGCCAGACCAAGCCGAUCGAAACGAGAAAACCUAGAAAACUCGCAGCCGCGAUGAUGAGAAACGCCGAGCGGAAGCAGCUCACUCCGGCACACUUCAGCUCUUCGCCAGGCUCUCUCGCGAGUCCCAAUCGUUCCAAUUGCUUCGUAGCUUCCUCGUCGUACAAAAGGCCGGCGACUUUCACGUUGAAGAUCAGGGACCCGAUGGGGCUGGAAAUUGAGCCGACGCUGUACAGCGUGGCGAAGUGCUUGAGCCCGAAUAUCUCGGAGAUGAUGGUGGAGACCAGCGGCAGCUGCGCGCCGAGGCAGAAUCCGGUGAGGAUGGAGGAGAAGUAGAGCGAGUUCGGGACUCCAAAUGCGAUCAGGAGGUGGCCGACGCAAGAGAGCAAGAUGACGAAGGAGAGAAGCAGCGGACGAGGGAAUUUCCGUCUCGCCAGCAGGAUCUCCGAGGCGAACCCGGCGAGUACUCGUCCGAGGAAGUUCCAUAUGCUUACGAGCGAGAUGAAUGUCGAAAUUGUGCGCUUCUGGUAGCCUAGAGAUGCGGCGAUCUGACCAAGAUUGUCGAUUGCCGCCAGCGCGCCUCCGACGCCGCAAGUCGUCGAGAUUAAGAUGAUCACCAUGUCGAUGCUGAAAACCGCUUGUAAGAUGCUGUAGUCUUCUCCCCUUUCUGGUUGAUUGAAUAUCUGUGUGAACCAGGUCAAUAGUGUUAGCUUCAAUUUUGGGGGAUUUGGACUAAUUGCUUGUAGAAUUGUAUUUUCAGCCACGAUGUUGAGUUCUGUUUGGCUAUUCAUUGCUUGUUUCUUGCUCUUCCAUAGCUUGAAUUCUUCUCUGACUACAAUGGCCAAUGGUAGAAGCAAUCCCAAGCAAUCCCAAGUGCAACGUAGAGGAAGUGGUAGAAAACUUUCAGCUCCUUCUGGUGUCGAUCAAAUUUCAUGGUUCGAAUGACUGGCAGAAACAGCAAGGGAACAAUGGCGGGUAGCCAAGCAACGAGCAAGAUCGCAUAGCUGGAAUUGUUCCCAUAUGAAGCAUGGUAAAUCUGCGUGAUGAUAGCUCCACUCAGCCCGAUUAACCCUUUCAGCAGGCCGAUCACACUGCCACGGCUCUCGGGGAAGUUCUUGACACAAGUGACCAAAGCUGCAGUGUUUGAGUAGGAAGCAGCGUUUGUGGCGAUACACAUGUAGAGGCACAUUUGCCAGAGGUGCGGGUUUGGGAUUCGGCUGGUGAUGGAUAACCAGAUGAGGAAGUAGCCGCAGAAGUUCAUGAUUGAUCCGAUGGAGAUGACCAUCCAUGGUGGGAUGAUUUCGUAGAUAAGGCCUGCUAGAAACCCGAGGUUGCCUCCCAAGUCCUUGUAGAAGCUGAGAGUGUUGAGUGCGGUUUGAUCAUAGCCUAGUGAUGAUUUGAUGUCUCCUGAGUAGAGGCCGAACAUGUAGCUUGUGCCGUUGACAGACAUGAUCAGGAGGGAGGCAAAUACCAUGAACCAUCUCCCCGAGAGGGUUUGGAAGGUGAAGGCUUUGACUCCCUUCCAACUCUGGAACUCAGCAGGCAUUGCAAGUAUUUCCUAUUCCCCUCCUGCGAGGCUUCUGAAAGAGGGCUCUGAAAGAUCUGUUACCAUGACAAAGCUUCGUGCUUUCUUCUGUGUUUCUUCCAGGCAGAACAGGGAACUGACAUUUGCCACUUCAGGAAGGUUCUCCUUUUCAGCUGGCUUGAAACCGGCUUUCCUUAUUCCCAAGGCCGCUCUCUGCCUCAUAUAUUGUUUGCCAGUGUUAUCAACUGUAGCCCCACUAAACAUUCGUGUAGCCAAUACCAAGGCUCAUUACCACGAAGCAAUGGAGAAUCCCAAGAAUCUGGAAGAAGGGCUUACCCACAGGGAAUCACUUGGAAGCGCAGAAAAGCAGAAUGAAGUUUCUGAACACCCGGAAGCUGAAGAAAAAGAAGAGCAGCAGCCUGAAAAGCAGAAGAGCAAGAGGGUUGCAACUUUGGAUGUCUUCAGAGGGCUAACAGUAGUGUUGAUGAUUCUGGUGGAUGAUGCCGGAGAAUCAUACCCUCAGAUUAAUCAUUCACCAUGGAAUGGCUGUAGAUUGGCAGACUUUGUGAUGCCCUUUUUCCUCUUCAUUGUUGGCAUGGCAAUAGCUCUGGCACUAAAGAGAGUACCUAAGAAGAGGGAUGCCGUAAGGAGGAUACUCACAAGGACAUUGAAGCUUCUCUUUUGGGGAGUUCUGUUGCAAGGAGGAUAUUCACACGCUCCAAGUGACCUCGCUUAUGGAGUAGACAUGAAGCUGAUCAGAUGGUGUGGCAUUCUCCAGAGAAUUGCAUUGGUAUACAUGAUUGUGGCUCUGAUAGAGACGUUCACCAUCAUGCACAGACAAAAGAUCUUGAAUCCUGGGCAUUUCUCAAUCUUCACCGUAUACAGAUGGCAAUGGCUUGGAGGGUUCGUUUCUUUCCUCGUUUACAUGAUCACGACAUUUGCACUCUAUGUUCCGGACUGGAGUUUUGUGAACCACGACGAAAAGAAGAGAUAUAUGGUGAACUGCGGAAUGAGGGGUCACCUAGGACCAGCCUGCAAUGCUGUUGGUCAUGUGGAUCGAGCAGUCUGGGGUGUUAACCAUCUCUACGGUGGUCCCGAAUGGCGUCGGCUCAAGGCUUGCACUGUCAGUGCUCCGAGGUCAGGUGAUCUCCGCGAUGAUGCUCCUGCUUGGUGCCAUGGCCCAUUCGAACCCGAAGGCUUGCUGAGUUCCAUUUCUGCCAUCCUGUCUGGCACCAUUGGCAUUCAUUAUGGACAUGUUUUGAUCCAUUUCAAGGAGAAUUCCGAGAGGCUCAAACAAUGGGUUUCAAUGGCCGUAGGCCUGCUCAUCAUCGCCAUCAUUCUUCACUUCACUGACGCUAUUCCGAUGAACAAACAGCUCUACAGCUUCAGCUACGUCUGCUUCACCGGUGGAGCUGCCGGUCUAGUGUUCUCUGGAUUCUACAUACUGAUCGAUAUGUGGGGAUGGAGGAUACCAUUUCUGUUUCUCGAAUGGAUAGGGAUGAACGCGAUGCUGGUUUACGUCAUGGCUGCUCAAGGCAUCUUUGAAGGGUUCAUCAAUGGCUGGUUCUACAAGUCCCCCGACAACACCCUCGUGUACUGGAUCCAAGACCACGUUUUCAAUGACGUGUGGAAGUCGGAGCGGGUGGGAACCUUGUUGUACGUGAUAUUUGCACAAAUCACAUUCUGGGCAGUGGUCUCAGGAGUCCUGCACAAACUGGGCAUUUACUGGAAGCUCUGAAACCACUAUACAGCACACAAGAAACCCUAGCUCUCAGGUACACUUUACCAUCAGCAAAGUGUAGUAACUAAGAAAAAAUGUAUAGUUUUUGCUGGCCAGUUCGGACCUUAAAAUCUAGGGUUGCCCAAAUUUCUGUAGUUGGAUUUCUUUUCCCCCCAUUGGUUUGUAACAUUAUUUUUCUUCAAUGUCUUCCCCAUUCUUAUUUGUGAUGGUUUGUAAUGGUUCCUUUGAACAUUUAAGCUAUAUUUCGCGACUAUGUAUUUUGCUCGUUGAUUUCCAGAAUACGUAUUGUACAAUGCUGCGAAAGCAUUAAACAAUUCAUCCAUAUUAGAGGGAGAAAAUAAACAUUUUCGUAUGUGUAACACCUAACUAUAUCUAUUUGGAUUGACCAAAAUUUCAAUGCGCUUCCUCUAUCUCUAGCUAAGGCCAUAGAACUGGAAAACAUAACGCUACUGGCAAUGGAGUGCUCUUUUUGGGUUCCUUCUUUCUCUUCAUGAAGCUAGCCAAGAAUCGCUGCUCCACCUUGCCCACUUUGGGAACGACGGAGAAGACGACAGGGAGGUUGGGCUCCAUCGUCAGGAAGUCUUGUCUAGGAGGGGAGACGACGGUGUGACGAACUGUCUUUUCCGGAGGUGCUGCAGCCACUGACGAAGUUGAUGAAUCCGCUUCGAAUGAGGAUUCCUCAGUGCUGGCUUCAUCAGAGGUACCAGUCGAUGAGCUGGAUGCAGAAGCUGCAGAAUCACGAAACAAACGCUUGGUUUCAUGCGGAACUACGUAGUCUGCAGAAGCCAACUCCUGACAGGCAGAGGACUGGGGACACUCAGUUGCGGAAGAUGAAGAACCUGAAGAAGAAGAAGCACCAUUGUUGCUUGAUUUCCUUGACCUACCGAGUCUCAAGAGAGAGCUAACCAAACCCAAACCUGAACCGGGCGAAACGAGCUGUUUCACCACCUUCUGUAAGCCACUGCGAAUUUUGGACUUCGAUUUUGUAAGUAUUGCAGCAUCAUUCUUGGAGGAACCAGAAUCUACGUUGACAUGAACGUUGGAUUCUCCUUCUUCUUCCUCCUCGUCCUCUGCAAUCAAACGCCAUGCUUCGUCGAGAGCGUCUUGAGUAGAAAUGCGCGGGUAACUCGGAUCAAGCCAGAAUUCCUCUCUGUGGCAAAGUGCCAUUAUUUAGAACGAAACAAAGAGAAUUGUGUAACGAGAUUACUAAAGAUGAGGUGAAUGAGAACGACGUACAAAACAAUCCGAGGUGGAGAAUAUGGGUUUUUAUAGAACAUAGAGAGUUUACUUUUUCUAGUCUUCCUCUGUUUAUGGUAACGUUCAUCCAGAAAGGAAGUAGUGGCGAUCAUUUGAUGGCUAGUGGGGGGAAGGAAUCCAGCCUUGAAAUGAGUUCCAUGAAUGCGUAUGCUGGAAUUUAGCCCCAGCUUUGUAGUAAAAAUGGAAGGGGAUUCAUCAAAGCACAGCCAAAUUUAAGCAACAGAUUCUAUGACUUGCCAAAAGAGAAGGAAUUAAGAGGUAAAGGUAAUGAAGACGGGAGAGAAUUGGAUAUCUUGCAUGAUUUUCUCCUAAAUUACAUUUUUUGAGCAAUAAGUUUCCUCUUUCUGUGCUUCCAUUGUAGUUAGAGAUUCUCUGUUACUAGAUGAAAAUGCCGAGGUUCUGUAAAUGGGGAGAGUCCGGCUUAGGUCGUAUCAACAAUGUUUGUGAACUAAGCAAAAUGGGACGUUGAAGAGAAGAAAACUCGUCAUAAGAUCAUACUUAACCUGAUUACUUCUUCUAGUUCAAUCGAUAUAACUAGUUGACACGACAAGAGAUAUUAACCAGGAUUACGAUCAUAAC
This is a messenger RNA of Linum tenue, 5278 nucleotides long. NCBI's taxonomy places the organism in Eukaryota, Viridiplantae, Streptophyta, Magnoliopsida, Malpighiales, Linaceae. The record is from the annotation of a GenBank genome assembly.